UAUACACGCAAAAGAGCGUGGUUACCUAACACGUGCGAAUUUCCAAGAUGGCGGGCGUUUUGUUUGAAGACAUUUUCGACGUAAAAGACAUCGAUCCGGAGGGAAAGAAGUUCGAUAGAGUUUCUCGUCUCCACUGCGAGAGUGAAAGUUUCAAGAUGGAUUUGAUUCUGGAUAUAAAUUCACAAGUUUACCCAGUUGAACUUGGGGACAAGUUUCGUCUUGUUCUUGCAACAACACUGAAAGAGGAUGGUACUCCCGAUGAUGAGUUUAACCCUGUCGACACCACCCCUUCAAGGGCAGAUCAGUUUGAGUAUGUCAUGUAUGGGAAGGUGUACAGAAUAGAAGGAGAUGAGGGCCCUGAUCCAGCAUCAAGAUUAGCUGCAUAUGUUUCUUAUGGAGGACUGUUGAUGAGGUUACAAGGAGACGCCAACAAUUUACAUGGAAUCGAGGCUGAUGACCAUGUCUACUUACUCAUGAAAAAGCUGGCAUUCUAGGCAACACUCAUUACAAAUUUGUACAUAAUUAGAACAAAACACAAGAAUCUUUUAUUUGUGCUAGUUUUUUCUGUGUUAGCAAAUGGUCAAGACAUGCCAUCUUUUCUGCCUAAGAAAGGGCUGAGAACAGCACCUUACAAAAGAACUUGAGGGUAUCCCAGGGUCAGAGGGGAGGAGAAGGGGAACUAAGGGAAGGCUAAGUAUUUUGUCUUUGAUGUACAGUAUUUACUGCCCCCUCCCUCCACCAUAUUUGUAUGUUUAAGGUGGCAGUAAGGGGCGGGGCUGGGAGCUUGACAAAAAUCAUUAAAGCUAUCAUUUUUAUUCUCUUUUAUUCAUUCUUUAAUAGCAAUCAACAAAGCAAUACAACAACAUAAGCAUUGCUACAUAUUUAGCCAAAUGUUUUCUGUGAAUAGGACUCUGAUAAUGCUGGAAAACUGUUUGAAAUAUUAUCAAUAAAUUCUGAACAAGUUGUGCAACAUCCUUUAUUUAGACAAAAUGAUAUCCAGAAUAUUAUAAUGGAACCAUAUAACACUACUGAAAGAUCAUGUUAAACUUUUCACAGAAAAUAUAUUGUAAUAAAAAAAUCUACUGCA
This is a messenger RNA of Nematostella vectensis (starlet sea anemone), 1087 nucleotides long. Its product is annotated as DNA-directed RNA polymerases I, II, and III subunit RPABC3. The coding region runs from base 48 to 494 and encodes 148 amino acids. Lineage: Eukaryota; Metazoa; Cnidaria; Anthozoa; Actiniaria; Edwardsiidae. Gene Ontology annotation, biological process: DNA-templated transcription. Gene Ontology annotation, cellular component: RNA polymerase II, core complex; RNA polymerase I complex; RNA polymerase III complex. The record is from RefSeq and is a predicted model, not a curated record. Gene Ontology annotation, molecular function: DNA-directed RNA polymerase activity. The transcript is spliced from 3 exons.